Messenger RNA from Laetiporus sulphureus 93-53, 813 nucleotides. RefSeq lists its product as uncharacterized. Lineage: Eukaryota; Fungi; Basidiomycota; Agaricomycetes; Polyporales; Laetiporaceae. The coding region runs from base 34 to 813 and encodes 259 amino acids. The record is from RefSeq and is a predicted model, not a curated record. The transcript has 5 exons. Gene Ontology annotation, molecular function: proton transmembrane transporter activity. Gene Ontology annotation, biological process: proton motive force-driven ATP synthesis.
UGCCCGCCUUGCAACUCGAUUCAUACACGACGGAUGGCGUCCAGGAUUGCCACCAGCUCGCUUAGAGCAUCAGCAUCGCGAAUGCGACCCCAGGCGUUCGCCGCCAUCCCUCGGGCUCUCGUCGCCCGAGGCAUGGCGAGCUCGUCCAAUCCCCCGCCGCCCGCGGAGCGCGCCGCGCAACUCAUCGACAAGAUGCCCUCUUCCCCCGGUCUGAUCACCAAAACCGGCAGCGUCGUCCUCGGCACCGGCCUGCUCGCGGCGGCAAUUUCGCAGGAGCUCUAUGUUGUGGACGAGGAGAGCAUCAUUGCCGGCGGCUUCCUGAUUGUAGUGGCCUUGCUCGCCAAGAUCCUCCGAGAGCCCUACCGUGACUGGGCUGAGGGCCACAUUAAACGCAUUAGGGGCGUCCUGGAGGCGUCCCGCGCUGAGCACACGCAAGUCGUCAAGGACCGCAUCACCUCUGUCGAGCAGAUGAAGGAUGUAGUCUCCAUCACUGAGGGCCUCUUCGCUCUCUCCAAGGCGCGUUUCAACGAAACCGCCCAGCUCGAGGCCGAGGCCUUCGUGCAGCGCCAGAAGGUUGAGCUCGCAUCGGAGGUGAAGACCGUGUUGGACAGCUGGGUCCGUUUUGAGCAGCAGCAGAAGGAGAAUGAGCAGACAGAGCUGGCCAAGACCAUCAUUGCGAACGUGUACAAGAACCUUAGUGAGGAGAAGACGCAGAAGGAAAUCCUCUCCAAUGCUGUCUCGGAAAUUGAGCGUGAGUGCAAUGUGUCUGCAUUCACGUACAUCGUCCUCAUCAUGAGCCAUAGAACUCGUUAA